Messenger RNA from Fraxinus pennsylvanica, 690 nucleotides. The record is from the annotation of a GenBank genome assembly. NCBI's taxonomy places the organism in Eukaryota, Viridiplantae, Streptophyta, Magnoliopsida, Lamiales, Oleaceae.
AUGAAUAAAGCAUGCAGUUUCCAUGUUUCGCCAGAAGAUGAUACAAAAGAAGCAGCUAAUAAGCUUCAUCUUGAAGGCCCUAGCAAUGACUCAGAAAAUGAGGACACAUGUUUGGGCAAAACCCGAGGCAUGAUCAUGGGAGCUGCAGUCUCGACUGUUUACUAUAAUCUGAAGCUCAGGCAUUUGACUAUUGACAUGCCAAUUAUCGUCUAUGACUUGGUUGUUCAUGUCCAACCUAUGCUUAUGCUAGGCAUUAGCAUCAGAAUUUCUUUCAAUGUGAUAUUUGCCGAUUGGAUGGUCACUGUUCUUUUAAUCAUUCUCUAUGAGGCUGCGAAGCAAUGUAGGCAAGCAGUCCGUGUCGUCGAGAAUGUUCAUUUGAAGGAACUCAGUCUUCUGAUCUUUGUUUGGAUGGCAUUUCUUGCACUGCAGAUCAUCAAGCAUUCAAAGCUAACAUUCUCUUCUCUGCACAUCCCCCUCUCUCUUGGCGUUUAUGGUCAUGAAUCAAUUUGCAUGUACAAGGGAUGGAAAAAAAUUGCAUCUAAGAGAGAUGAUGGCUCCAACUUGAAAGUGCACCAAUUGAUAACAUAUUGCUUGUUGGGUGCACUAGCUGGUACGGUAUGGGGUUUACUGGGUGUGGGAGGUGGAUCUAUCAUGGGUCCAAUAUUUUUGGAGUUAGGCAUUCCACCUUGA